AUGGAAGUCUUCAAAGAUACAAGCAUAUUUUUGGGGAAAUUCAUCUAUUAUUUUCUAGAGUCUCUAAUCUUCCAUAUUAUUCCAAGACCUAAAAAGAAAGUUGCUGGUGAAAUUGUGCUAAUAACAGGAGCUGGAAGUGGCCUGGGAAGGUUACUGACUUUAGAAUUUGUCCGUCAGGGAGCAAUUGUAGUUCUCUGGGACAUUAAUCAAGAAGGUCUCUCUGAAACAUGUAGGCUGGCCAGGGAACACAGCCCAAAUGGAGUGCAUGCCUACACAUGUGACUGCAGCAAAAGACUCGAAAUCUACAGAGUUGCAGAGCAGGUCAAAAAAGAAGUUGGUGAUGUUACCAUUCUCAUCAACAAUGCUGGAAUUGUAACAGGAAAAUCAUUCCUUGAGACUUCAGAUGAGCAUAUUGAAAAAUCUUUUCUUGUAAACGCCUUUGCUCAUAUCUGGAAGGCAUACUCCCUUAAACUUCAGUUUUUCCUUCAUGCUGCCCUCAGCUUUAGUUCAGUUUUCUGCAAGUUUCAGUUCUUACAAGGUGAUAUGAUGGCUUAUGAUUAUUGUGCAAGUAAAUUCGCAUCAUUUGGAUUUGCAGAGUCCAUGUAUUUUGAAUUGAGGGAAUUAAAGAAACAUGGAAUUAAAACCACGAUUGUCUGCCCAUAUUUCAUCAAAACUGGAAUGUUCAGUGGUUGUACAACCAAGUAUCCUCUCUUGGUCCAAAUAAUGAUUCCAACAGGGGUCACCAACCAUUAUUAUAAUAGCUCCCAUGGGAAAUCUGUCUUCUGCAUUAUUUUCAUAUACAUUAUUUCCUCAACCCAAAUCCUCUGUUUUUCAUCUAUGGUGCAGAAGAAGGAAGUAGUGAGCCUUAGGCCUGCCAGUGCCACCCAGUGGCUUUCAAGGGCACUGCGGGACCCCACAGGUGACAACGCAGAGCAGAGGAAUUCCUCCAUCCUCCUCGGAAUUCGAUAA
This is a messenger RNA of Gracilinanus agilis (Agile Gracile Mouse Opossum), 969 nucleotides long. RefSeq names its product short-chain dehydrogenase/reductase family 16C member 6-like. Gene Ontology annotation, molecular function: oxidoreductase activity, acting on the CH-OH group of donors, NAD or NADP as acceptor. The transcript has 6 exons. The record is from RefSeq and is a predicted model, not a curated record. Bases 1 to 969 code for a protein of 322 amino acids. NCBI's taxonomy places the organism in Eukaryota, Metazoa, Chordata, Mammalia, Didelphimorphia, Didelphidae. Gene Ontology annotation, cellular component: lipid droplet.